UCGAACUAAUUGGCUGAUCUACACAUUUACUUAUUUUUUUUCAGCUCUUAUUUUUGAUUUUGUAGGAUAGUAGAGAAUCAACAACAACGGCUGAUCGCUCAGUUACCAGCAUAUUACCCGGGAAUAAGUGGCUGCCGCAGCGUUGCUGAGUUUGAAUGUCUCAAUAGGAUUGAGGAAGGUACUUUUGGUGUCGUCUAUCGUGCGAAAGAGAAAAGAACAGAUGAAGUAGUAGCUUUGAAACGGUUGAAAAUGGAAAAGGAAAAAGAAGGAUUUCCAAUUACAUCACUGCGAGAGAUUAAUAUGUUAUUAAAGGCUGGUAAUCACCCAAAUAUUGUAAAUGUCCGAAUGUUUGAUUUCUGGGAGAUUGUUGUUGGCUCAAAUAUGGACAAAAUAUACCUUGUAAUGGACUACAUAGAGCACGAUAUGAAAAGCCUUAUGGAUUUUAUGCAUUCACGACAGAAACAUUUCACCAUCGGUCAAAUCAAGACUUUGAUGCGCCAACUUUUAUCGGGUGUAGAACAUAUGCACAAUGAGUGGAUUCUGCAUCGUGACCUCAAAACUUCAAAUUUAUUACUUUCCCACAAGGGGAUUUUG
This is a messenger RNA of Enterobius vermicularis (human pinworm), 594 nucleotides long. NCBI's taxonomy places the organism in Eukaryota, Metazoa, Nematoda, Chromadorea, Rhabditida, Oxyuridae. The record is from the annotation of a GenBank genome assembly.